This is a messenger RNA of Striga hermonthica, 3393 nucleotides long. The record is from the annotation of a GenBank genome assembly. Lineage: Eukaryota; Viridiplantae; Streptophyta; Magnoliopsida; Lamiales; Orobanchaceae.
AUGGGCCCACCACAGGGGAGGGAAAUGGGGAGGGCCUUCAUGCCUUUUAUGUUGGCGGUAUUCUUUGUGGUGGUGGUGGUGGUGGUUAGUGCCGAGCGGUCGGCUACGAGGUUUCUGUUGAAUGAUAAUAUCGCCGGAGGAGGAAGACAUUCAGAAGGGUACUGUGCCAUGUAUGGCAUCUGUGGGAAGCGCGGUGACGGUAAAGUACUCAAUUGCCCUGUUGGGGCUCCUGCUGUCAAGCCAGACGAAUUACUAUCACAAAAAAUUCAAAGUUUGUGCCCUACAAUUACUGGAAAUGUGUGUUGUACGGCGGAGCAGUUUGAUGUUUUACGAACACAAAUCCAGCAAGCCAUUCCUUUUGUUGUAGGUUGUCCAGCUUGCUUGAGAAAUUUCUUGAAUCUGUUCUGUGAGCUCACCUGUUCUCCAAAUCAAAGUCAAUUUAUUAACGUGACCUCAGUUUCCCGGGUUGGGAGAAAUUCGACUGUUGACGGGAUUGAUUAUUACGUGACUGAUGCUUUUGGUGAGCGAAUGUUUGAAUCCUGCAAAGAUGUAAAAUUUGGAUCCAUGAAUUCUCGAGCUAUAGAUUUCAUCGGCGCUGGUGCUAAAAAUUUUAGUGAGUGGUUUGCAUUUAUCGGUAGACGGGCUGAGCUAGGGUUACCAGGCUCACCCUUUGCUAUCAAUUUCUUGCCUGUGGCCCCAGAAUCAUCGGGAAUGAAUUCCUUGAAUGUAUCCUCGUAUUCAUGUGGUGACACCUCAUUAGGUUGUUCGUGCGGUGAUUGUCCUUCAGCAUCAGCAUGCUCGAGUUCUGAACCUGUUGCAUCGCCUAAGCAAGAUUCCUGUUCGGUGGCAAUAGGGUCUCUUAAUGCAAAAUGCGUCGAAGUUGCAAUGGCAAUAGUGUACAUUGUAAUUGCCACUAUAUUCCUCGGGUGGGGUUUCCUCCACAGAAAAAGGACUAGUCCUACUCCCCAAACAAAACUUAUAAUUGUUGUCCCAAAUGGUACCAAUGUUCGCCGUAAGAGCAGCCAAAAGGACGAGAAUAUACCUAUGCAGGUGCUCGAGGAUGUACCUCAAAUUAAUAAUGGUGUGCAGCUCUCAGUUUUGCAAGGAUAUAUGUCAAGAUUUUAUAGGAAAUACGGAACAUGGGUGGCCCGAAAUCCCAUGCUCGUACUAUGCUUAUCAAUUGCUACAGUUGCUGUGCUUUGUCUAGGUCUUAUUCGUUUUGAAGUGGAGACAAGACCUGAGAAGCUAUGGGUGGGUCCCGGAAGUAGAGCUGCCAAGGAGAAGGAAUUUUUUGACAAUCAUCUUGCCCCAUUUUACAGGAUUGAGCAGCUCAUAAUAGCAACAAUUCCAGAUUCACGUGGAAAAGCUCCAAGCAUCUUGACAGAUAGCAAUAUCAAAUUAUUAUUUGAUAUACAAAAAAGGGUGGACACUAUCAGAGCAAAUAAUUCUGGUUCAAUGGUAUCUCUUACUGACAUUUGCUUGAAGCCACUUGGAAAGGAUUGUGCCACUCAAAGUGUUCUUCAGUAUUUCAAGAUGGAUCCUCAAAAUUAUGACAGCUUUGGGGGCCUUGAUCACAUCGAAUACUGUUUUCAGCAUUUUAGUUCAGCAGAAACAUGCGCAAGUGCAUUUAAAGCACCUCUUGACCCUAGCACUGCAGUUGGUGGUUUUCCGGGAAAUAACUAUCUUGAGGCUUCUGCUUUUGUUGUGACUUAUCCCGUAAACAAUGAAGUUGACAAGGAAGGGAAUGGAACCAAGAGGGCUGAGGCUUGGGAAAAGGCAUUCAUUCAGCUUGCAAAGGAGGAGCUCUUACCCAUGGUGCAGUCGAGAAAUUUAACACUGGCAUUUUCAUCCGAAAGCUCUAUUGAGGAAGAGUUAAAAAGAGAAAGUACUGCAGAUGCUAUUACCAUCUUGAUAAGCUAUCUCGUAAUGUUUGCUUACAUAUCCUUGACACUCGGAGAUGCUCCUCGGUUCUCGUCAUGUUAUGUCUCCUCUAAGGUAUUGCUUGGGCUGUCAGGAGUUAUACUUGUCGUGCUCUCUGUACUUGGAUCAGUUGGAUUUUUCAGUGCAGUUGGAGUAAAAUCAACCCUGAUAAUAAUGGAAGUCAUCCCUUUUCUUGUUUUAGCAGUUGGGGUAGACAACAUGUGCAUACUAGUACAUGCUGUAAAGAGACAGCAGGUAGAAUUGCCUAUAGAGGGAAGAAUUAGCAAUGCCCUUGUAGAGGUUGGCCCGUCUAUGACACUAGCUAGUCUGUCUGAGGUCUUGGCAUUUGCAGUUGGGAGUUUCAUACCUAUGCCAGCUAUCCGCGUUUUUUCCAUGUUUGCAGCACUGGCUGUUCUCUUGGAUUUUCUUCUACAAGUGACUUCAUUUGUUUCCUUGAUUGUUUUUGACUUCUUGAGGGCUGAGGAUAAUAGGGUCGAUUGCUUUCCUUGUAUAAAGGUGUCUGGUUCAAAUGUGGAGAUGGAUCAAGGCAAUCAUCAUCAACAGAAACCUGGCCUGCUGGUCAGAUAUAUGAAGGAAAUUCAUGCUCCCAUCUUGAGCCUGUGGUUUGUGAAACUGCUGGUUGUCUGUGCUUUUAGUGCCUUUACAUUGGCGAGCAUAGCAUUAUGUACAAGAAUCCAACCUGGUUUAGAACAGCAAAUUGUUCUUCCUCGAGACUCGUAUCUUCAGGGCUACUUUAGCAACAUAUCUGAGUAUCUUAGAAUUGGUCCCCCACUCUACUUUGUAGUGCAAAACUACAAUUUUAGUUCUGAAUCAAGACAAACAAACCAGCUUUGUUCCAUCAGCCAGUGUGAUUCUAAUUCUCUUCUAAAUGAGAUUGCUAGAGCAUCUUUAGUACCAGAGUCGAGUUAUAUAGCUAAACCUGCUGCUUCAUGGCUUGAUGAUUUUCUUGUUUGGCUGUCUCCUGAAGCUUUUGGGUGUUGUAGGAAAUUCACAAAUGGAAGCUAUUGUCCUCCCGAUGAUCAGCCUCCUUGUUGUUCAUCAAGUGAUAGUUCUUGCGGACUCAGCCCAGUUUGCCGUGACUGUACUACAUGUUUCCGUCACUCGGAGUUACAAAAUGAUCGUCCAUCAACAGCACAAUUCAGGGAAAAGCUGCCAUGGUUCCUCAAUGCUUUGCCCUCAGCUGAUUGUGCUAAAGGUGGAAAUGGGGCUUAUACCACCAAUGUCGAGCUCACAGGGCUUGAGGAUGGCACUAUUCGAGCCUCAGCGUUUCGGACCUAUCACACCCCUCUAAAUAAACAGGCUGACUUUAUCAACUCAAUGAGGGCUGCUAGAGAUUUUAGCGCGAGGAUGUCUGAUUCUUUAAAGGUGAUAUUGAGCAUGUUUGGGCCGCCAUCAAGAUGCGUGCUAAUUGAGAAGCAAGAAGAUCGACCAUCCACGUCAUCACAAUUUUAA